This is a messenger RNA of Coffea eugenioides, 2185 nucleotides long. RefSeq lists its product as uncharacterized. The transcript is spliced from 4 exons. NCBI's taxonomy places the organism in Eukaryota, Viridiplantae, Streptophyta, Magnoliopsida, Gentianales, Rubiaceae. The coding region runs from base 1128 to 1652 and encodes 174 amino acids. The record is from RefSeq and is a predicted model, not a curated record.
GUAUUUUAAGGCAUCGAAAUAUUAAUAAAGUAUAUUUAGAAAAACAUUCUUAUUGGCCAAAAAAUCAGUGAUUUUCUCCCCAAUUUAUGCUUACCCUUCCAAUUUACCUUCUAUGUACUCUAUCUCAUCUCCCAACCAUGCAAUUCUUUUUUUUUUCCUAGAAAAAGGAGAGAAUCAAAGAGGGGAAAGCACUAUACAUCUCCCUUCCCAGCCCCUAUUUGCCUUCCUAGCCAAAAAACAUGAAGAAAAACUCACACUUUCGCAUCAAUUUUCAGCCAUUUGAUGAGUUUAUUGUUGAGUUUUCUUGCCUUUUUUUUUGCAAAAUUGACCUCCUAGCAGAAAUGUUUGCUUUUGUUAUUAUUGAUUGUUUCAUAGAUUUGAAAGAAUCAAGAAGAAGCACAGCAAAGUAAACAUCCAGUGUUUAAGGAACUGGACAUGCACUGAUUAAUUUCUGGCAAAGAUAAGCACUCCUGAGUUCCAUACCUGGGUUCAUUGAAAGGGGAUUGUUCAAUGGACAGAUCCUAACUGGGGGAGGAGGGGACAAAGACUUUUAACAUAUCUCAGUCUUCAAUUAUUUCGCAGCUUCCUUGUUAUAUUAGUUUCUCUGAUUUUGCACAUGGACAUGGACUUUGCUUUAAGUACCCUACUGCUAUAAUGGUUUGCACAUGGACACGGUUUCUGAACAUGACGACAAUUAAGAUCUUCCGUGUUCUAUUAAUUUUAAAAAUGAGAGUUACAGGGUAAUUUUCAAUAAUUUUUACACAACAAAUUGGGCACAGCCAGAAAAUUUCUAGUAACAAUUACGUUCAAAUAUGUGUUUUACGCAAUUAUAAUAUUGACAAAUGAUCUUGAAGAAUUUUUAAAAUAAGGGAACCAGACCAGUCAGCCCACUCAAUUAUCAAAUCCACUUAACAACCACUAAAAGCCCACUGACCCAAUGCUAAUGCCCGCUCCCCUUCUCAUUCCCUUCGCACUUUCGGCGGCAAUUGUAACUCACUGAGUCAACUCACGUCGAAUCGUUCGAGGGAGAGCGAGUUGACGUGGGCUCUGGAUUCUCCGACUUGCAGGCAAUGAUUCUGGUACUGGCCAGCCUAAUUCCUUCUGACCAAACCUCAGUGCACUAAACAAUGAGUGGAAUUCGUGGAAUACUUUUCCAAACUUGCAAGAAGAAGUUUCACUGUUUGUCCCGAGAUGCUGGUCCUAGUGAAGUUUUGAAGAAAAGAAUUGCUGAAAUGGAGAGGAAGAGAAAGAGGAGAGAUCCCAGAAAGAAUCAACUUUUCGUUGAAGUGCCAGAAUCAAAAUCUUUUCUUGAUACUGCCACCAUGCCGAUGAUCCUCACUGUUGCCGGGACUGCCCUUUUUGCAAAGCUUCUAAUGAUGCUUGAUGAGUCGAAGUCUCAAGAGAUGAUUGAGCGAAAAAUAAAGAAUGCGCCUCCUGGUCAAGGGAGUGUGAGGAUGCUAACUCGGGAAGAGUGGGAAGAAGUUCGAGAAGUGAGACCAAGGACGCCGUUUGAAUCAAAGCUUGCCCGUCCAAAUGCUCGAAUAAGGACUGGGGAACCAUUGCAUUGGGAAGACGUUAAGGACUGGACAAUUGAUGUGCUCACAGACGGUUUCACUCGCGCUGAAGAAUGUGUUAGACGGCGAUCUAAUUAGCUUCAGAGAAGAAAGUAAACAGAGCAAAGAAUGAAAAACCUUCUAAUUUGCUACAAUUGAUAGUGGCUGUUCCUUGUCAAACGAGUUUGCAAGCUUUUGAGGUUUUUGUUUGUCACGGGUGGAGGUCUUCUGAGCUCUCUUUCCCAAGAAGGAGCUUGCACAAGAAAAAUCACAAGCGUCUCAUCGGUUAUAUCAACAACUUGAAGCUCAUUCUGGUUAUCUCACGACAUAGAUUCCAUAUCUGUGAUUAUCAGUUUAACGAUGGUAGCUCAACUUCGAAGAGCUUUAUUUGCCAGUGGACUUUAAGCUACUAGCAUCAAACUGACUAGGAAAAUUGACAAAUGGUCUAAUGCCUACUUUGUUCGUUGUGCUCCAAAACUUGCCAGUAACAGUGCCAUUCUAGUCUAAAUAGGUUGUUGCCAUGCGGAUAUGGUAACCGUUGUCAAUCAGCUGUCUGUACUGGCUAAUUUAUGUAUGCUGAAAGACAAAAGUUAUAGUAUGCAAGCAAAAGUAAAAAUAUUCAAUCUUGCACA